AUGAAGACGGAUUAUCCGAUGGAUGAAAUGCAGAAGAGGACAGGUUCCAUCAUUGGUCUGUCAGAUGUGACUGAAAACAAGUUAAUAUGGCGUCAGCUGGUCGCCGAGCUGGUGGGAACCUUCCUUCUAGUAGCUGUGGGUGUAGCUUCAACCAUAGCUAUCACUGAGAGCAACGCGCCCAUCACUACCAGCAUCGCGCUGUGCUUCGGAUUACUCGUCGGAUCUAUCGUGCAGUGUAUCGGCCACGUGUCUGGAGGUCAUAUAAACCCGGCCGUAACCCUCGGCCUGCUGGCAUCUGGUGACGUGAAGCUGUUGAAAGCCAUCUUCUACAUUGUGGUCCAAUGUCUCGGAGCUACCGCUGGAGCUGCUUUCAUUAGGUUGGCUGUACCUGAGAGCAGAGUGUUUUCAUUCGGUGUAACACAACCAGGUCCAGGGGUCACCGACGCUCAGGCGUUGUUGGUUGAGGCUCUGAUAACGUUUGUGCUAGUGUCGGUUGUUCAAGGAGUGUGUGACGCGGGUCGUAAUGACGUCAAAGGUUCAGCACCCCUGGCCAUCGGUCUCAGCAUCACCGCCUGCCACGCUGCUUGCAUUCCGUUCUCUGGUUCAAGCAUGAACCCAGCAAGAUCUUUCGGACCGGCUCUCGUUAUGGGCAAUUGGAACGCACACUGGGUGUAUUGGGUGGGUCCGAUCCUGGGAGGAGUGAUCGCGGGGCUUGUGUACAGGUUCGUGCUCCGCAUCAACAAAGCCGGUGAUAGCGGCUCCUACGACCUGUAA
Danaus chrysippus (African queen) is the source of this 774-nucleotide messenger RNA. Lineage: Eukaryota; Metazoa; Arthropoda; Insecta; Lepidoptera; Nymphalidae. The record is from the annotation of a GenBank genome assembly.